UCAAUCUAAUUAAUUAAACAUAAAAAUUCAUCUAUUUAUUUACUUAUUAAACUUAAUUAGUAUUUUUUCCUCAUACUUAUCAAUAACAACAACAACAAUAAAUAUGAAACUAUUGAAUCCAUUAACAACUAAUUUAUCAUCAAUUGUUCAGAUAGUUAUCACUGUAUUAUUACUAUCCUUACCAUUUGGUAAUGCAUUUGUCGAAAAUUUUGGCAAAAUGUUUGGAGAUAUGGGAGACUCGUUGUCCGGUUUUGUCGAUAAAUUGUAUACUAAUGUCGACUCCUGGGCCGACCAUAUCAUUGAACACGCAAAAGGAGAGGAAUGCCAUUUUCUAUGUCCACAUACUAAGAUUGCAGUGACUAAUAAAGCCUACGAACACUUGCCUACUGGUUGCCAGACAUUUGGCAUAAAGAUCAAAGAGUCGGAUCUACCGAUCAAAGAGAUGCGUCACUGUUGUAAUGAUCAUCAGCUGUGUUAUCACAAGUGCGGCGCCGACAAGAACCAGUGCGACGACCAGUUUGGCAAAUGUUUGGUCAAGAAUUGCCGCGACACUCAAAAAGACGAAGCCCUUUUUAAAGGCUGUCGUACGGCCACCAAGUUAUUGAUGAUGAGUUUUCUGACGUUUGGCUGCAAAAACUUUAAAGAAUCUCAAAAGAAUGCCUGUGUCUGUGCAACCAGUGAUGAGCUAUAGGUGCUCUGAUGAUGGUGUGGUGCUAGUAAUGCUGAUGGACAUCAAUCUAACUGUUUAUUAUAUCACAUACACACACAUAUAUAUAUAC
Molecule: messenger RNA, 779 nt
Organism: Oppia nitens
Lineage: Eukaryota; Metazoa; Arthropoda; Arachnida; Sarcoptiformes; Oppiidae
Gene: GXIVsPLA2
Product: group XIIA secretory phospholipase A2-like
Exons: 4
Coding region: 104-691 (195 amino acids)
Biological process (GO): arachidonate secretion; phospholipid metabolic process; lipid catabolic process
Cellular component (GO): extracellular region
Molecular function (GO): A2-type glycerophospholipase activity; calcium ion binding
Source: RefSeq, a predicted model, not a curated record